Linum tenue is the source of this 531-nucleotide messenger RNA. The record is from the annotation of a GenBank genome assembly. Lineage: Eukaryota; Viridiplantae; Streptophyta; Magnoliopsida; Malpighiales; Linaceae.
AUGAGCUGCUUCUCUUGCAUUAAUCGCCGGAAGGGGGGGGGGGGGGGGGGGGGGGGGGGGAAGAUCGACAUUGAGAAGGCCCCUGGGUCUUCCAAUUACCACAGCAACUCCUCCGAUGACUCUGGUUCGAAUCUGAAUCUGAAUGCCUGUAGCGGGAAGACGAAGAAAGAACUGGAAGACAAGCUAUCUAAGGGGAGUGGGUCGAGGAGUUUCUCGUUCAGGGAGCUGGUGAAUGCAACCCAGAAUUUCAGGGACUUGAAUUUGAUCGGAGAAGGAGGAUUUGGCCGAGUUUACAAAGGCCGUCUGGACAAAGGCGAGACUGUUGCGGUGAAGCAGCUGAACCAGUAUGGAAUGCAGGGGAAUCAGGAAUUCAUCGUUGAGGUUCUAAUGUUGAGCUUGCUACACCAUCCUAACCUUGUUACCUUGACUGGCUACUGCACUGCUGGAGACCAGAGAUUGUUGGUCUACGAGUACAUGCCACGAGGCAGCUUGGAACAUCAUCUUUUCGGUAAUGGCAUUUCCAUCUUCUAA